Molecule: messenger RNA, 1050 nt
Organism: Podospora anserina S mat+
Lineage: Eukaryota; Fungi; Ascomycota; Sordariomycetes; Sordariales; Podosporaceae
Exons: 1
Coding region: 1-1050 (349 amino acids)
Molecular function (GO): 4-hydroxy-tetrahydrodipicolinate synthase activity
Source: RefSeq, a predicted model, not a curated record
AUGGAGCCUUCAACAAACUUCGGCAUGCCCGUCACGCCGACCCACCUUCCAUCAGACACCUUCGACGAGCAGAGCCAACUAGGAAGACUUCCCAAUGGCGUCUACGUACCCAUGCUGGCCUUCUUUACGCCUGACGACGAGGUUGACAUUCCCGCGACGCAACGACACACGGCGCGCUUGCUCGCAGCCGGUGUAAGUGGGCUGGUGGUCCACGGCUCCAACGGCGAGGCAGUCCACAUGUCCCGUCAAGAACGCAAGUCUAUGAUCAAGGCGGUGGCCGACGCCGUCAGACACGAAUCAGACCAUGCUCAAAUGCCCAUCAUUGCUGGCUGCUGCGCCCAGUCCAUCCGAGAAACCGUUGAGCUGUGUCAAGAGUCGAAGGAAGCCGGGGCCACACAUGCCCUCGUUCUCCCACCAGGCUACUACGCUGGGAUUCUCAACAAGGACAUCAUUGUCGACUUCUUUCACAGCGUUGCGUCCAAGUCUCCCAUCCCGCUGCUUGUCUACAACUUUCCCGGCGCGGCCAACGGAGUCGACCUUGAUUCCGACACCAUCCUCCGCAUUGCCGCGCACCCUCGUGUUGUCGGUGUAAAGCUGACGUGUGGAAACACUGGAAAGCUCGCCCGCCUCGUUGUUGAUACACCAAAGGUUCGCAACGGCAAGCACGACUUUUUUGUUGCUGGUGGCAGUGCCGACUUUGUUCUCCAAGGCUUGGUCGUUGGUGCUCAUGGAACAAUCAGUGGCUUUGCCAACCUUGCCCCCAGAGCCUGUGUGAGGAUUGGGGAGCUUUUCGAGCAAGGGAAACUGGCUGAGGCAAGAGAUCUCCAACAUGAGGUUGCCAGGGGUGACUGGCUUGCCAUCCGCUACGGGUUCGUUGGUGUUAAGGCUGCGAUGCCAUACUUCCACGGUCAAGGAGAGUUGGCUUGCGUGGAGCCACGGCUGCCAUUCAAAUCGUUGGCGCAGGAUGGUGAUGCGGUCAAGGAGAUUCAGCAAGGCAUGGCUGGAGUGUUGGAGAUUGAGCAGCGACUUGUUGCAGAGGCUAUCGCUUAG